Messenger RNA from Stegastes partitus (bicolor damselfish), 4446 nucleotides. It is a transcript of the gene st3gal3b, whose product is annotated as ST3 beta-galactoside alpha-2,3-sialyltransferase 3b. Gene Ontology annotation, molecular function: sialyltransferase activity. Bases 1508 to 2740 code for a protein of 410 amino acids. The record is from RefSeq and is a predicted model, not a curated record. Lineage: Eukaryota; Metazoa; Chordata; Actinopteri; Pomacentridae. The transcript is spliced from 13 exons.
AAGUCUGUUUUAUUCUCAAAAGAAUUUGGGUUUUAGUGUGAAAAAACUGCACAGAGAUCAGGUUUCCAUCUACGUCGAUGUUAAAAACAAAGCAGAGCAAAUAGCUUCAGUGCAUCUUAUUGGUCUCAUUGUUGGUAGAUGAAGGUGUUUUUUUUGUCUGUAUGCCAGUUAGUCAGUCCAGCUCAAUGUUCCCCCAAGAGAGCAUUUUAAGGAUAUGUAUCAUGUCCCAAAAUGUUCCUACGAGGUUAAACGUUCAUCAGGACACGAACAGGGACGUUUACAGGAUGUUUGGAGGAAGCCGUCUGGGCCACAGAUUAUAACAAACGAUGAACAAAUGCCCACACUCCUCCAACAACCCAACGUCUUUGAUUAAACGCUCCUGUAUUAACAAAGGCAGAACAUUUUGCCUGCUGUGUUCUGAGGACGUCUGGGCUCCUUCAUGAAACAUUACCAGAAUGUUGCUGCUUGAUAACAAAGGGAGGAUGUCUGCAACGCACGAUUUAAAAAGAAAAAAAAAAACGCUAAAAAAAUAAGAGCACAACAGUGUUUUUUUUAAAAAAAAACAUUACAAGAACUUCCUCGAUUGGUUUCUAGAACCAAAACGUUCUGGGUUUAUGGAUGUGUGACUGUGGAUUAAUGGAUGGUUUGUAGAUUAAGUGUUGUGUCCUUUUAUGUGAGCAUUUGUGCAAAUUAAUAUCAGGAUCCUAAAAGGCAAACACAUGAGGAUCCGGUACCACAGUGAUGGAUGGACCACAGGGUGCUGGUGCCUUUCAUAUUCAGACUGCACGCUGAGUGUUAAUGUAAUUAAAGGACUCUUGGAUGUGGAUUUGGACAAAUACUGGUUGAAGCUAGUCAGUUCAGGCUGCCCAAGACUUCCUACCAUGUAAACCUGUCAGACUGCAGCACUUACAAGCUCAGUGUAGGAUGAAAACAAGCCUCCCACUUGGUCAAUCAAACAGCAGUGCUGGCCAAGCACAUACCAUUAUAGUGGGGGCGGCAGGUCAACAGCCCAUACAUUAGUGCAUCUGUAUGACAGCUGCUGAGCCAGGGCUGUACAGUGUGGUGGGGGUCGUCUGGCGGCUAUAAAUGCAUAUGAGCAGAUCCAGCCACGGUGCAUGUCCACAGCUGAGCAGCACCACGUGAAGACGCAGAUGAAAAGCUGCAUUCAUCUUGGCUCUGCUGGAACAGGAGGGGGCACCGUCAUUCACCGACAUCCCUCAUGUGACCGUAAGCUGCUGAUGGUGGUCAUGCUGAUGGAGGAGCUGCCUUCUCGCUUCUGUCAGCCUUGAUGCGAGCCAGAGCCGCCGGGGAGGCAGCGGCGGAGACACGCAGCGUCGCUCAGACUUCCACACGUUCGCUCAAGAUGGCUUGGAGAGGAGGGGGAGCGCGGUGGUUUUAUCGACCUGUCCGCCGCUUCAUCUGAGCCUGCCGUUCGUUUCCGACCCGAGGACUCGAAGGAAAAGACAAGGUGAUGACCUGGAUGGUGCGAUGUGAAUGACUGAAGACCAUGAAGCCUGCACACAAGCUGCUGUUCGUCCUGUGCCCCAUGCUGGUCCUGGGCUUUAUCUACUACUCCUCCGGGAAGCUGCAUCUGCACGUGUGGGGCCAGAAGCCACAGAGGGAUGCAGAAGAGACCACUGUAGUCCUGACUAAAGGUGCUGAAGUGAAAAGAAUACCAGAGUCGGAAACGGACAUCACCGUGGGACGAAUAGUAGGCUCAGGUACAGCCCCACCAGCUGACCCCCUACCCAUCCUUGUUGUUCCUCCACCACUUUUAAUGUAUGAUAAGCAGGGCUUUCUGCUGCAGCUGGACACAAAACUCCCACCGGAGUUGGCAUACAAGUAUGGCAACCUCAGCGAAGGCGUGUGCAAGCCGGGAUACGCAGCAGCCAAGAUGACCACCAUCUACCCUAAGUUCAUGAAACCAGCGCCCAUGUUUCUCGAUCGAAACUUCAAACGUCUAGCGAAAGUCAGCAAUUACUUACCUCCAUUUGGUUUCAAAACGCAAGAGAGAAUCAUAGACAGCAUUCUAACUGCCACGAAGAACUAUGGAUUCGGAGAGGAGCUCGACAGCCUGAGCUGUAAAAGAUGCGUCAUCGUGGGCAACGGUGGCAUCUUGUCCAACAAGUCUCUGGGCUCCCGUAUAGACGAAUAUGACAUCGUAGUGAGGUUGAAUGAAGCUCCUGUGAAGGGUUACGGCAAAGACGUAGGGACCAAAACCACCAUGAGGAUAACCUAUCCGGAGGGAGCCAUCCAGAAGCCCGAAAACUACGAGAAAGACUCGCUUUUUGUUUUUUCUGCUUUCAAACCGCUGGACUUCAAGUGGCUCAGACAGAUGGUCUACAAGGAGAAGCUGAGGGGCGUCGAGGGUUUCUGGAAGUCGGUGGCUCACUAUGUGCCUCGGGAGCCGACCGAGAUGAGAAUCCUCAACCCCUACUUCAUCCAGGAGGCUGCCUUCCAGUUCAUAGGUCUGCCUUUCAACAACGGCCUGAUGGGCAAAGGGAACAUUCCAACUUUGGGAACAGUUGCUAUAACGAUGGCACUGCACAACUGUGACGAGGUCUCCGUGGCUGGUUUCGGCUACGACAUGAACAUGCCGCACGCUCCUCUGCACUACUACGAGACCGUCAAGAUGUCCGCCAUCAAAGAGUCGUGGACACACAACAUCGCCAAGGAGAAGGAGUUCCUCCGCAAGCUGGUGAAGGCCAACGUCAUCACAGACCUGACCAACGGGAUCUGAGUUUACACCCACCUCCAGUCUCCCUCUGCCAUUCCCAGAGGACUUGAACAAACAAGAAGCUGGGAGAUGGUUUCACUAGUGGAGUAAAAAAUAAAAAUCAAACCCUCAGAGUCCGGGUGACCUGCACACUGCCGGGUUUUUAUAUCAAAGGAGAUUAUUAAAUACGAAAAUCAAAAAUUACAGGAGGGUUUCUGUGGAGAGAUGCACACACAUGUGCCUUCUGAACCAAAGACUCCUGCUGACUGAGGCGGGGGGACCGGGCCUGGGGAGGACUGGAUCCGCCUGGACAGCUCCGCCGGCCCCGCGCUUCAACGUUUACCACUUCAGACCCCAGAGUAUCACACGAAUGAAUAGGAAGAGCCGAGGCGAGCCGUCGACCCGCAGGAGUCGGGGUUCAGCUUGACUCGACCGGCCGAAGGGACAGAAGACAAAGGGACGAGAGACGACUGAGUGUGGGGAUGGUCGAGGAUGAGCAGUGCCAAACGUACCUCGUACAGGGGGGAGGCAGUCCGCCUCUCCUCUCUGCUGCCUGAAUGUAUUCACUUUCCUCAGUGUAAAUAUCAAAGAUUUCUACUGUGCUUUUUAACAAGCUGCAGCAGCUCCCGCCCCCGUCCCCACCUGCCACUGGUCCACUCACUCAUGUCAUUCUCUUUGGGUUUUUGUUUGUCUUUUUUUUUUUUUUUGCUGUCUGUCCCGGGUCCAAAAUUAUCACUUGCCAAGUCAGACGGCAUCAGUCACCUGCCACACAGACUGGAGUCGCUCUGACACGCUGCCGUAGAGGCUGAGCGCCCACACGGCUGCUCAGAGGCCGCCACAAACAUCAGAUCAAGUGUUUGAAGGUGUUAUCAUCACAACUCUAAAUCUGUUCUUAGUUUGAAACGACUCUAGCUUUGUAAGAUUUUUCUACACUAAAACGAAUCACGAGCUGCAUCAGGUAAAUGUUCAUUAUUCUGAUUGGUGUGUUUUAUAGCACAGCUCUGGCAGGUGAGCCCUACAGCACACCUGUGGCGCUGCGUCUCUCUGGUGUCGUGGUUCCGUCUCCAUGGCUUCACGGCUGUGGGCCUCCAGGCUGCAGCUCAGACCUACAGCAGCACCUCCACGCUCACGCCGGCUGUACAUCGGCUCCCCUUCAGCCUCCUGUUGCUGCAGACUGUCUUGUUCUUCAGUAAAUGGUGAAAUCUUGGAUUGUAGAAUAUAAAUAUAUAUAUUUUUGUUUGUAGGUUAAUUUUAAUUAUUUAUUUUGUAAUGGAGACCCAACGUUUUGGUCACAGGCGGGCCUGCUUUCUGCUGCCGACAGAAGUUUCCGUUUGUGUUGUAGAGCGUAGAACCAGCCCCACAUGCUGAAACCAUCGACGAAUCAGUUUUAAAUUGGCUUCAUGUUCAAUGUGAGCAGCUCUUUGUUUCUGUGCAGUGUGUGUGUCGACACAAUGCGUGUGCUCUUCUGUGACGAAGGGCGUAAAAUAGGAAUUAAUUUAAAGUUCUUUAAAUUCAGAGGGUGUGGGCGGUGAUCAGGUUCCAGUUCUUGGUCCAUGUGCUGAUCAGGCCUUUGCACUUUGCACAUGGACGCUGUGCCACAUGCGUUUCAGUAUUUUGACAAAGAAAAGUGUUUAUUAUCACUCUAUCAUUGUGCGUCUCCUUUUCCUCCCCCUUCAGCAGAACAACAUGAGAAUGUCACAUCUGUUUGCAUUUUUAUCACAUGAAUGCGA